CCUGGAUGAAAUAAUGCCGAAAACCAUGACUCACACUCUGGGACCGUCUGACGCUUACGUGCAUUUUCUCUUUUAUUUCACCUUGCCUAGUUACUUUAGUUGUUUAUAGUCUAAACUAGUGAUAUACAAAAGAUAACAUGCAAACAAAGUUUACAUUGAAUGGGUCAUUAUAAUUAUAUGUAAUCAUAAAUUACUAGCCAGGAAAAUCUAAUGAAAUAUCAUGACUCAUACGGUUUUUCCAUAUUAGAAAGUUUUUCCAGAAAAUUCUUUAUAAAUAGCAUUGAUCACUACACAAAGCAUUUAAAAUCAUUCUCAAGACCGCACGAAGACCGUUAAACACUGCAGCAUUUGUGCUUGAUAAAUGCCUACGAUGCCUACCCAGUUGAUAGACGCGACGAACGCAAAUGGGUUGAUCCCAACAGUCGUCGAAAGUAUGCUGGUUGACUCAAGUUCAGAAGGUGCUAAUGUUAAGCAAACUCGUGACAUUAGUGACAGAAUGGAUGCUGCUAUAUGGAGAGAAAGUGAACAUGAAUCGUGGCCCAAACAAUUCACCAAAGUGGACAAUCAAUCAAGCAAUAACAGGUAUUCCAUUGAAGAUAAUCAACCGUUAACGUUUAUAAAUGAACAGGAUUAUUAUGAAGAAGAGCCGGAUAUAUGCCUUGCUGACAUCGAAGAGGAAUACAUGAAUUUUGACUUGCAGACAGCUGAGGAAAGUGAUAUAGAUGACGUCCAAUUCCAAAUUGAUACAUGGGCUCCUGUAUCCCCACCCUCAUCACAUGUAGAGACAACAGAAAGUAGUAACGAGAUCAAACAUUUCAACAGUAUACUCCAAAGCAGACCUAGUCAAAUUGAUGCUCAAAUUGAGGACGACCUUGAAACAGCUAGGUUCGUAUUUACUACAACACUGGAUAAACGACGGGCUCUUAAAAGACGCAAGGGUGGUACUGAGGACCUUAGAAAAGUAAUAUUCAUCGAGAAUAUGUUAAAUAAAUCAAGAGAUGAAUAUCUUAAAGUUUUGGACCUGAUUGAAACUCCAACCGACGGAGACUAUGACAAUUCUGACGACACGGAUGACGAAGCGGAGCAGGAAAAUAAUACAAGUGACAUUGUUAAGAUUUUAGAUGAACCGACGAUGCAUUCUAUUGUUAAUGACAUUGACAGUCAAGAAAGUACAAAUCUAGAGAAAGAAGUAUUUGAAGACGAGGAUGUCUUUAAUUUACACACGAAUAGCGACGAGGCGAUUACUAGUAUAAACCAGGAAGUUUCAAAGAAUCGUGACAUAACGCAAAUAACUUCUGUGAUAUCUCAAGGACACAAUGAACCUCAAAACGACACGUUUGAUUCCAGCAUUAAUCAAUUUAAGACAAACGACAGCAUUAUCGCAAAUAAAAUGCUCAAACGAAAAUCAUCAUUAGAAACGUCCUCAGAAACGUCUAGUCUUAAAUGCUAUAUUGUUGUGGACGAAUUGGCAUCGGAAGCUAAAGAAGAUAGAGAGGAUUCCCAUAGCAGCUUUGAAAAUGACGAUGAUAGCGGUAAAAAAGACAAUACGAUACUUAUGGGAAGUGAUCGGUAUUGUACAGAAAAACUUUCAGACAUUGAGUGCCUUUGUUUCAUCAAUAGCAAGAAAGAUGACGCAUUAUUAACAUUACACAAGUAACAACCUACAGUCCCCUCUAGAGGUUUGCUCUCCUAAAUUCCAAUGGGUUAUAAAUGUGAAAGCUGUUUUUCUCUUCUUGAUUUCAAAAAGUCGUAUUUUGACACAUGGUAAUUUAUUUUGAAAAUCACCAUAUGCAAACAUACUUCUUUGGUACAUGUUCAAAUAUGGGAAUUGAUGUUGCCAAACUUUUGGAGGGAAUUGUAACGUGUUUGAUAUAUAACGCCAAGUUGUAAUAAAUGUCAGUUAACAAUAUGACUUGUGAUAGUGCCAAAAUAAAAAGGUAAUAAACAUGUAUUAAAAGGAUUGUAUGUGAAGUGUUUGAUUAUUAAUUAGAAGGUACGGGGAUAAAAAUAUCUUCUUUAUCGCACAUGGUUCUUAAUUAAUAUCAAUGAUUAAACACAAUGUCAGCGUCAUUUUCGUAACUUUAAAAAGUAUGAAAAGUAAUUAAAACCAAGGUGCCAUCUGAAAGAACAAUCAAAUUAAUCUGAUAAAUGACUUUGAUGUAGUCUAAAUGACAAUGGUGUACGAUAUAAU
Owenia fusiformis is the source of this 2191-nucleotide messenger RNA. The record is from the annotation of a GenBank genome assembly. Lineage: Eukaryota; Metazoa; Annelida; Polychaeta; Sabellida; Oweniidae.